AUGGGGAGUUGUUUCAGCUUCGUGGCCUGUGGGAACAAGUGUCUCGAGUACAGUUUCUCAUACUCCGGUCUCCGAUCUUCAACCACCGAUCUCGGAGACGGAACUGUGAUGCACUGCUGGGUCCCACGGACACAUGUCAAAACCAAGCCCACGCUCGUCCUUCUCCACGGGAUCGGCGCUAAUGCCAUGUGGCAAUGGAACCGGUUCAUCGACCGGUUUAUCACCCGAUUUAACGUCUACGUACCGGAUCUCCUCUUCUUCGGCGACUCGUCCACGACUCGGUCCGAGAGAUCCGAGUCUUUCCAGGCGAGCUGCGUGAUGGCGGUGAUGGAGGCUCACGGCGUUCGAACCAUGUCCGUCGCCGGGCUCAGCUACGGCGGGUUUGUGGCGUACGCUAUGGCGGCGCAGUUUAAGGAGAAGGUAGAGCGGGUGGUGCUGAUAGGCUCUGGAGUGUCUCUUGAGGAGAAAGAUAUGGAGGAGGAAGGGUUCUUAAAGGUGAAGAGCAUAGAGGAGGCGGCGGAGAUUCUGUUUCCUCAAUCGCCGGCGAUGUUCCGGCAACUUCUCCGGUUAUCCUUCUACAAACCACCAAGUCGAAUCCCUUCUUGGUUUGCCAAGGACUUUAUCCAUGUGAUGUGUAGUGAGCAUAUUCAAGAGAAGAAAGAUUUGGUUGAAACUCUCUACAAAGGCAGGAGAGUCACCGACCUUACCAAGAUAUCACAGCCAACAUUGAUGAUUUGGGGAGAGGAAGAUCAAAUAUUUCCAGUAGAAUUAGGACAUCGAUUAAAAAGACAUAUUGGUGAGAACAUCGCAAAGCUGGUAUUACUAAAGAAGACAGGUCAUGCGAUUAAUGAAGAUAGUCCGAAAAAGAUGUAUAAACAUAUCAACUCUUUUCUUGUAGACGACAAAGUGACUCAAGAUCAUAUCAAGAAUGCUACGGUUUGA
Molecule: messenger RNA, 942 nt
Organism: Microthlaspi erraticum
Lineage: Eukaryota; Viridiplantae; Streptophyta; Magnoliopsida; Brassicales; Brassicaceae
Source: the annotation of a GenBank genome assembly